CCCGAUUCCAAGCCCGCGUCCAAGCCAAAGAGAGUGCGCACCGGCUGCCUAACAUGUCGAGAUCGGCAUCUCAAAUGCGACGAGUCAGUACCGGCUUGCCGAAAUUGUGAAAAGGGUGGCCGGAAAUGUAUACGUGGCAUUCGACUCAAUUUCUCAAAUGUCACGAUCCAUGAUUCAUCUUACUUGGUCCCAUUUGGUCCCUGUAAUUUCCUAUUUCAAGAUGAUUCUCGACGUAUCGCUUCGGAGUAUGAAGGGGGGUCGAACAGAUACGCAGAUACUGCCCAUAGCCAAGCCACUAGUCACAACAUGAUGGCCCAGACGCAAUCCCCAAGUCCAGAUCCAGGACCAUCCGACCAUGUUCUUCAAGGGCAUAUAUGGCACGUCUAUAUCUCACCAGAAGGCUCAAACACAACGAGGAGCAUAUAUAGCGACACUACCUCUGAGCGCGAGUUCCUUGACAUGCCCGAGCACGUUCGAUAUAUGCAAAUUUACGUGGAAGAAGUUGCGAUAUGGAUGGAUUCAUUCAACAAAGGGAAAUACUUUAGCGAGUGUCUUCCGUACAGAGCACUCGACUCUCCUCUGCUGCUCUAUUCCCUCUUGGCCUGUGGGAUUCGACGCUUGUCACAACGCCACCCCAACAUGGGUGACACAGCUGCAGCAUAUUACAGCACAGCGAAUAUGCAGCUAUUUCGCUAUCACGAGAAUCCAGAGCGCAACAUAGAAGAGUGCUCGAUUGUAGCGGUCAUUCUCAAACUUUACAACAUCAUGUUCAGAGAAGGGCCGCAGAGUGGGGGGCAUAGUCCUGCCGUACUCAACUCUAUCAUCAGCGAGAGCCAGUGGAAUGCAGAGAGCGAUGGCAUCGGAUCAGCAUGCUUCUGGUUAAAUGCUUAUUUAGACAUUGUGGGCAGCCUGGAGGCAGGCUACUGUCUCUUUGUUGACUCAUGGAGUGUUAAUAUGGACAUGCCUAGCGACAGCAGCGAAGUUAUGACACAUGGUGGCGAAGAUUUGUGGGUGCAAAGGAUACUCUUCAUAUUAGCCAAGGUUAUAAGCUACAGACUGUGUGUUUUGUCAUUUACGGAUAUAGAUUUGCUGGAGAACAGGACCCUGGAGAAUCUUUUGCCGGAAUGGAAGCGUCUGAAGCAGCUCUGCGAUCAAUGGAACGACGCAUGCCCGAGGAACAUGCGUCCAUUGGGAUACAUGUACCCCGAUCAGACAGAAAAUAAUUCUGCCUUUCCGAAAGCAUGGCUUCCCAAACGAGAGGCAGUUUUUUGUCGUCUUCUAUACCACACCGCACAGUCGAUACUCACCCAGACACAUCCCAUGGAGCAAACCAUGCUGUCGGAGGAAAUGAUUGCGCUUCAGCUGCAUCAUGCUCGUGAAGCAUGUGGGAUUGUAGCACACACCGAGGAUCGCUGUCUGGGCCCGAUAUCCGUACAGUCGCUUUUGAUUGCUUUGGGCGCCUUGACGGAAGACAAAGAGCGGAUGGAAGUUGUGAAUGUCUUG
Molecule: messenger RNA, 1503 nt
Organism: Trichoderma virens Gv29-8
Lineage: Eukaryota; Fungi; Ascomycota; Sordariomycetes; Hypocreales; Hypocreaceae
Exons: 4
Biological process (GO): positive regulation of transcription by RNA polymerase II
Cellular component (GO): nucleus
Molecular function (GO): zinc ion binding; transcription cis-regulatory region binding; DNA-binding transcription factor activity, RNA polymerase II-specific
Source: RefSeq, a predicted model, not a curated record